AUGCCUUUUCCAGUUACAGCGCAGGGAUCACAGCAGACGCGGCCGCCCCAGAAGCACUAUGGUAUCACUUCUCCUAUCAGCCUUGCAUUCCCCAAGGAGUCGGACUGCACCCUUACACAGAAACUUGUUGAAACUCUGAAGCCUUUUGGGGUGUUUGAAGAGGAAGAGGAGCUGCAGCGCAGGAUUUUAAUUUUGGGAAAAUUAAAUAACCUGGUAAAAGAGUGGAUACGAGAAAUCAGUGAAAGCAAGAAUCUUCCACAAUCUGUAAUUGAAAAUGUUGGCGGAAAGAUUUUUACAUUUGGAUCUUACAGAUUAGGAGUACACACAAAAGGUGCUGAUAUUGAUGCAUUGUGUGUUGCACCAAGACAUGUGGAUCGAAGUGACUUUUUCACCUCGUUUUAUGAUAAAUUGAAAUUACAGGAAGAAGUAAAAGAUUUAAGAGCUGUGGAAGAGGCCUUUGUGCCUGUCAUCAAGCUGUGUUUUGAUGGGAUAGAGAUUGAUAUUUUGUUUGCAAGAUUAGCACUGCAGACUAUUCCAGAAGACUUGGACUUACGAGAUGACAGUCUGCUUAAAAAUUUAGAUAUAAGAUGCAUAAGAAGUCUUAAUGGUUGCAGGGUAACCGAUGAAAUUUUGCAUCUAGUACCAAACAUUGACAACUUCAGGUUAACUCUGAGAGCUAUCAAACUGUGGGCCAAACGCCACAACAUCUAUUCCAAUAUAUUAGGUUUCCUCGGUGGUGUUUCCUGGGCUAUGCUAGUAGCAAGAACUUGCCAGCUUUAUCCAAAUGCAAUAGCAUCAACUCUUGUACAUAAAUUUUUCUUGGUAUUUUCUAAAUGGGAAUGGCCAAAUCCAGUGCUAUUGAAACAGCCUGAAGAAUGCAAUCUUAAUUUGCCUGUGUGGGACCCAAGGGUAAAUCCCAGUGAUAGGUACCAUCUUAUGCCUAUAAUUACACCAGCCUACCCACAGCAGAACUCCACGUACAAUGUGUCCGUUUCAACACGGAUGGUCAUGGUUGAGGAGUUCAAGCAAGGUCUUGCUAUCACAGAUGAAAUUUUGCUGAGUAAGGCAGAGUGGUCCAAACUUUUUGAAGCUCCAAACUUCUUUCAAAAGUACAAGCAUUAUAUUGUACUUCUAGCAAGUGCACCAACAGAAAAACAGCGCCUCGAAUGGGUGGGCUUGGUGGAAUCAAAAAUCCGCAUCCUGGUUGGAAGCUUGGAGAAGAACGAAUUCAUCACACUGGCGCAUGUGAACCCCCAGUCCUUUCCAGCACCCAAAGAAAACCCCGACAAGGAAGAAUUUCGUACAAUGUGGGUGAUCGGGUUAGUGUUUAAGAAAACAGAAAACUCGGAAAACCUCAGUGUUGAUCUCACCUAUGAUAUUCAGUCUUUCACCGAUACAGUUUAUAGGCAAGCAAUAAACAGCAAGAUGUUUGAGGUGGAUAUGAAAAUCGCUGCAAUGCAUGUAAAAAGAAGGCAACUCCAUCAGCUGCUCCCUAAUCAUGUGCUUCAGAAAAAGAAAAAGCAUUCAGCAGAAGGUGUCAGAUUGGCAACUUUGAAUGACAACAGCCUCGACUUGUCCAUGGACAGUGACAACAGCAUGUCUGUGCCUUCACCCACUAGUGCUAUGAAGACCAGUCCAUUGAACAGUUCUGGCAGCUCUCAGGGCAGAAACAGCCCCGCUCCGGCUGUAACAGCCGCCUCUGUGACCAACGUCCCGGCUCCUGAAGUUUCUGUGCCACAAGUCAAUUCCAGUGAGAGCUCAGGGGGUACAUCGAGUGAAAGCAUUCCUCAAACUGCCACACAGCCAGCCAUUUCUCCACCACCAAAGCCUACGGUCUCCAGAGUCGCUUCUUCAACACGUCUGGUAAACCAGCCACCUAGAACUUCAGGAAACGCAACAAAAAUACCUAGUCCUGUAGUAGGAGUGAAGAGGACAUCCUCCCCACAUAAAGAAGAGAGUCCUAAGAAAGCAAAAACAGAAGAGGAUGAAACAAGUGAAGAUGCUAACUGUCUUGCUUUGAGUGGACAUGAUAAAACAGAAACAAAGGAACAACUUGAUACCGAGACAAGUACGACUCCGUCAGAAACUCUGCAGACGGCGGCUGCCCUGCUGGCCUCGCAGAAAACAUCCAGUACAGACCUUUCUGAUAUCCCUGCUCUCCCUGCAAAUCCUAUUCCUGUUAUCAAGAAUUCAAUAAAACUGAGAUUGAACCGGUAAAACAACCUCAGGGGUCCAUAGAUAAUAUCUGCCAACUCAACCUGUUGUCUUCAAAUGCUAAGAGAGGCGACUGGAGGGGACAAGACUAGAUGGGAAUGGAAUGGAUUUGGGCUUUGGUGACCUCCCACCUGGGCUAAGCAGCACUUGAACGGAAGUCCAGGUUAGUAUGUGGAGCCAGGAGGACUGUUCUUAAUGUGGUAGCAACAGUUGCAUUAACUAUUUCAAAAGAUUACUGCCUUUAAAAAUCAAAACAAAGAAACAGAAAAAACCACCUCAAGUUACAUUUGUAUCCAUAUUCAACAUCUGGAUUGGGUUUAUGUGUGAUGCAUUGUUUGGAAAUUUCACAGUACAAACUGGCAUAAGAAUUUCUUAUUCUGAUGAUGCACUUUUAUUAUCAUUUUUUUUUUUUAAAGAAAGUAGAAGUACUUUGUGAUUUUCUGCUUGGUGGAUUUUCUUUUUCCUCCCCCUGAAGAAUUUUCUUUACCCUUAGUCUUCAAAUUGGAUCCCAUUGUGCAUGUUGUACUGGUAGACUUCAGAGAAAGGAAAAGAGGGCUUCUAAUUCAG
This is a messenger RNA of Elephantulus edwardii (Cape elephant shrew), 2781 nucleotides long. It is a transcript of the gene PAPOLA, whose product is annotated as poly(A) polymerase alpha. The coding region runs from base 1 to 2217 and encodes 738 amino acids. Gene Ontology annotation, cellular component: nucleus. Gene Ontology annotation, molecular function: poly(A) RNA polymerase activity; RNA binding. The transcript has 22 exons. The record is from RefSeq and is a predicted model, not a curated record. NCBI's taxonomy places the organism in Eukaryota, Metazoa, Chordata, Mammalia, Macroscelidea, Macroscelididae.